AGCAGAUCAAUGAACGAAAAAUAUGCGAAGCUUUGGAGCGGAUUUCUUUCUUCUUUUUUCUCGAUAAGAAGAAAAUGCUAUGCUUUGGAGCGACUUUCUUUGUUCUUUUUCUCAAUAAGACAAAAAUGCUAUGCCUUGGAACGGAAAUUUGAGUGUAAAAAUGGGGGUCCCCUCCGCGGCACAUACCCACUAUGCAUUAUAUACUGAGUGCCCCCCCCCCCCCGGGCUGCGAGCAGGCGAAUGAACUAUACAUUACAUGUACGCAAUCGUGGCGCCUCAUUUUGCACGGGGUUCUGUUUGAUUUCGAGUGCAUGUUUUGGACCUGCAAUGCACCUGUUGCACAGAAACCGAUUGCUCGAUGGGUUGCGGUGCAGUGUCGUGUGCUGAGACUUCUCCGCAGCUGAAUUUUAGAUAGAUGAUGAGCUCUAGCUGAGUUGGUGAUGUAACUAAUACAAAAUGGCUGACAGCUUACACAAAAGUGCCUCUAGAAACCCUUUUGGUAGUACAACUAUGGAAGAACAGGAAGCCACCAGGCACGAUUGUCCAUCUCCCCUCAACCCCUUCAGUCUUCCACCAAGGUCUACCAGUCCUGGCAAUCCUUUCGCUACACCUGUUACCCCUCUUGGCAAUCCUCCAGAUGAAGAAGGGCUUCCAUUUGGCGAUGUCUGCGAACCAAUGCAACCUAUCAGACUAGACGAUAUGAUUCCCGGUUCUGCAUCCAGGACAAAAAGUGAUGUUGAUACAAUGUCUCGUGGGCCAUCAUCUAAGAAACAAGAUGGUGUCUUUGAAAACCAUGUUCCUGAUGGCCCCAGUUCUGGAACGUCCGAUUGGGUGAACAACACAAACAAUAGCAACCGCGCAGAUGAGACCGCAGAGGAUGUUGGUUUUGGUGAUGACUUUGGUUCCUUGAGCCACACUGAUGUGAUCUUCAAGACCGGAUUCAUGGAUAGCAACUUCAAAGCUGUAGCAGUCACAGCUGAGGAGGAUGAUCUUUGGUCCUCAUCAUUCAUUAUGGAAGAUCUGUCAGCCAAUGAAGAAACUCUCCUGUCAUCAGGUGACCAGGAAUCAACAAAUCUGAGAGCACAAAUGUGCGCAGACUCAAAUGUACAUAUUGAAGUAGACUUUUUACCAGACUUGCCUGAAGGUCUUUGGCAAGAAGAUUCCACAGAUCAGCACUUUGCCAAAGAAAUCAAUCCCGUCCCUGAUCCUUGGACGUCAGAAGACCUAACUUUUGAACAUUCACAAUGGAUUCAGAACUCACAAGCAACUGAUGUUGAGGAUUUGUUUUCCAGGGGAGGAUCAGAUCCCUGGGGAGCUGAUGCCAAGAUGGAAACUACAAAAGAAACUGGACACCACCAAGUGGAUGGAUUGGGGCAGGAUCCGUGGACUCCUUGUAAAAAUGCCAAAGAGGAUGAUGAUCACAAGUUAGCCAAACCAAAGACUCUCGAUCUUUCUUUCCCAUUGUGUAAUCCAUUUUCUUCAAAAAACAGUGUAGGUACAACCUUGCAGGAUCCUUCAAGUCCCUUUCAAGAUGAUCCAACUAGUCCAUUCCACCCUGACUAUGAUCCAGCCCUGCAUAGGUCCAAUCCAAGCUCAUUCCCAUUUCCAGAAUCAUCCAAGCUCCAAGGAGGUACCUCAAGCAGUCAUAGUGAUCCUUGGAGUCCUAGUCUUACCUCUCGUAACCUCGCCGAAAACCAUUCCCAGGGAAGCAGUGCAUUCCACUCUCAGAAUGCUCUGACUACCCACGAUUCCAGCACAAGUACAUUCCAGUUUUCUGGAUCAACACGACCACAAGAAAGUCCAUCUGGGACUCUAAACAAUCCCUGGUCUCCUAGUCUUACUCCUGCCAAUGGAAAAAGAGAUGGUUCUGGAAGGAGUAGGUCACUUAAUCCUUUUGCACCGGUUGAAGACACUGCUAACCCUUUCUUGCCUGAUCUAGAUCUACUGCCUGGAAAGCUAGAGAGGAUGAAUCAAAGAGAGGUGAGUGUCAAAGAGUAUGCAUGUUCUUUAUUAUCCAAGUACUAACAACAUUUUAUGUCGUGUGCUGCAGGUAUUUCUUUGUAGUAGAUGGUAGUACAAGACUGGUAGUAGUAGUUCUCUGCAGUCCUGUUCUGUUCCUGUGAACUUGGGUAUCGAGAUUUCCAACAAAGCUCUGUGAAUGGGCUUGCGUUUGGAAUACAAUCCAUUUAAUGGGUUUGAGGCAGAAGGAGACGUGAUAGUAAAAAAUAUUUAAACAGAAAAGGUUACCACUUUCAUUUUUCUUUUAGAUAUUUCCAAUAGCAAGACAUUUUAUUGAUUGGCUUUUUUAUUAUGAUAAUUUUGUAUUCAUUAAUUUGUUAAUUCAUUAAGUCUAAAUACAUCUUCUACUUUAUUCAAUUUUUCAUUGAUAAAAAUAUAAGAUUUUUUCAGCAAAAUAGGUUGAAAUGCAUUAUUUACAAGUUGAAUAAUUACAGGGAAAUCAAGGAGAAUAAAUUGUAUCAUCCUAUCAUACAUUAAACCAAGUCCACUAUCUGUGUAAUGUGCAUGUUUGUUAGAGAGAGAGAGAGAGAGAUGUAACACUCGUUCAUGUUUGAAGGGUGAUCUGAAGCAAUAAUAACUAUUGCCAGACAAGUAAAAUGCGACCAAGAGUUAAAAAAAAAAGUGUUUAUUCUAAUGAGGCACGAUAGCUCAGUCGGUAGGGCGGGGGUUUCGGAUUCCGGAGACUUGGGUUCGAUUCCCAAGUGGUGCGCUGGUUGCUUGCUCACAGGCAUUCGUGCUCUCUUAGCAGUCAGGUAAAAUACCUUGGUAUGUAUGUACAGUACCAUUGAUGUGGCACUGCAACCAAUAAGAAAUAUAAACAAACUGCAAGUGCUCCCUCUGUCCAAAUUGGAUUUGAGUUUCUGCUUUGCCAUCUCGUGACGAAUUACACCUUCAGCCAAACUUCUUCAUUUGUGUAUAGCUCCCUCUUGUGUUUGUAUAAGUCAAGGCAAGUACCAGUAUGAUAACUUCUACCAAAUUGUACACAUCUGACCGUUUCUUUAUGUCAUUUUGAAAACAAUUCUUAACCCUAGUUGAAAAAAAUCGACCCCACAAAUUUAUGAAAUCACUUUGUUUUUUAUAAAAUUAUUACAAAAAAGUGAUAUUACACAAUAUAUGGAGGAGCUGAUGUCAC
Molecule: messenger RNA, 3151 nt
Organism: Lytechinus pictus (painted urchin)
Lineage: Eukaryota; Metazoa; Echinodermata; Echinoidea; Temnopleuroida; Toxopneustidae
Exons: 4
Coding region: 457-2025 (522 amino acids)
Source: RefSeq, a predicted model, not a curated record